AUGAGUGACGAUAAUACGCAGGAUGUACCGAACUCUGAGCCUCCGCCGGUGAAAGUGGCCAAAAUAAUAGUUCCUCCAGAGAGGGAACCACAGGAAAUCACUACCUCGGUUACUCAGAUAAAGAAAAUAGAGGUUGUUGAGCUGAAGCCGACCGAUAAUCAACCUUUCAACGAUCCUGAGUCGAGGGAUUCACUCGCCGGCUACUGGACGCCCCGUCAAACAAUUCGUCGAAAACUGUCUGACUCCGAAACGAAUCUAGAAAAACGAAACAAGGAAGCUAUGAAGCUUAAGCAACACAAAAGAACAAUGUCAGCCGCCUGUCUCAACGAUUUUGAGAGCAAAAUAGGGAUAAUUAAUAAUCCUGCUAGAAUAGCUGGAACCUCCAACAGAACUCGAUUCCUGGAAGAGAAACAUCGGAACUAUUCUGCCGAUGUUUUACAUCUUGAUGUGGCCAAGUUAGAGUUGGAGAGAAUGACUCAACAACUGCAUAAGUCCUCGUUGAAUCCUUCCAAUCGCCAUUUGGGGACAUCUCUUUCGUCGCUAAACGAUGCCACGAGAGUACAAUUCGGAAUCGCACAAACACCGCCAAUGGUGCACCCGUCGCAGCCAACCUUCUCACCUGUGCUUCGCACUUUCGGUAAAGAACAUAGAGGAGAACUAGAUAUGGCUGAAAAAUAUAAUUAUGAUUUGAGUAAAGCGCAAUUAAAAGCGAGCUCAAGAACAUCAGCGCUGCUUGCUGGUUUCGCUAUGGUAGCUCUUGUAGAAUUACAAUAUGAUGAAGAUACUCCAAAACCGCUACUUAUCGUUCUUGGAGUAGUUACUUCACUCCUUGUAUCCGUUCAUUUACUAGCCCUUAUGAUGUCCACAUGUAUUUUGCCCUACAUGGAAGCAACAGGAUGUACUCAGGAUUCACCACAUCUUCGUCUCAAGUUUUACAUUGACCUAUCAUGGCUUUUUUCCACUUGCAUUGGGCUACUUCUUUUCUUAGUGGAAAUUGCGAUUAUAUUCUUCGUCAAGUUCGAUGCAGUUGGAUAUCGAACAGCAGGAUAUAUCACUACGGCAAUGAUAAUUCCUGUCGUCGUCAUCUUUAUUUUGUUCUCAUAUUUGAUUCAUAAGAACCGUGUAUCCCAUUCCUUGGGACGAUUCAAACAUAAAGUUGAUACCAUGAAACAGUUACUAGAUGUUGAAGCGCAGUUAUCGAAGUCUGCCCCUAAUGCAGCGAUUGGAGCGUCUGUAAUCAAAGAAUUCUAA
Auanema sp. JU1783 is the source of this 1251-nucleotide messenger RNA. Lineage: Eukaryota; Metazoa; Nematoda; Chromadorea; Rhabditida; Rhabditidae. The record is from the annotation of a GenBank genome assembly.